This is a messenger RNA of Lachancea lanzarotensis, 1200 nucleotides long. It is a transcript of the gene CPA1, whose product is annotated as LALA0S05e02322g1_1. NCBI's taxonomy places the organism in Eukaryota, Fungi, Ascomycota, Saccharomycetes, Saccharomycetales, Saccharomycetaceae. Gene Ontology annotation, cellular component: cytoplasm; carbamoyl-phosphate synthase complex. Gene Ontology annotation, molecular function: carbamoyl-phosphate synthase (glutamine-hydrolyzing) activity. Gene Ontology annotation, biological process: 'de novo' pyrimidine nucleobase biosynthetic process; L-arginine biosynthetic process; L-glutamine metabolic process. The coding region runs from base 1 to 1200 and encodes 399 amino acids. The record is from RefSeq and is a predicted model, not a curated record. The transcript has a single exon.
AUGGCUCCAAAGUUCGUUAAAGCCACUUUCCAGAUAGAAAACGGCCCUUCGCACGAAGGUAUCUCUUUCGGGGCUCCAAACUCCGUUGCGGGCGAAACCGUGUUCACCACGUCUCUGGUGGGCUAUCCAGAGUCGAUGACAGACCCCAGUUACAAGGGCCAAAUUUUGGUUUUCACCCAGCCCUUGAUCGGUAACUAUGGUGUGCCAUCCGGCGAGACCCGUGACGAACACAACCUACUCAAAUAUUUCGAAAGUCCCAACGCGCACGUUAUCGGGAUCGUCGUUGCCGAAUACGCUUGGAAAUACUCCCAUUGGACUGCAGUGCAGUCAUUGUCUGAGUGGUGUAUCAAAGAAGGUGUUGCUGCCAUCACUGGCGUCGACACCCGUAGCGUUGUACAGUAUUUGCGUGAACAGGGCUCUUCACUGGGCCGUAUCGUUGUGGACGACGGCAAGCCCGCUCCCGCUUUCGUCGACACCAUGAAGUCGCAUUUGGUGGCACAGGUGUCCACCAAACAACCAUACCAUAUCAGCGCUCAAAAUGCCACUGCCAACAUCGCUUUGGUCGACUGUGGUGUCAAGGAGAACAUUGUGCGUUGUCUGGCCGUUCGUGGUGCCAACGUCACUGUCUUCCCACACGACUACCCACUCCAGGACGUUGCACAGCAAUUCGACGGUGUUUUCGUCUCGAACGGUCCUGGCGAUCCAGCCCUGUGCGGCUCUACUGUCGAGGUCUUGAAGCAUUUGCUGGAAGACCCCAAAUUCGAGCGUCUACCCAUCUUUGGUAUCUGCAUGGGCCACCAAUUGUUGGCUCUGGCUGCCGGCGCCUCUGCCGUGAAGAUGAAGUACGGUAACAGAGCCCACAACAUCCCAGCUCUGGACUUGACCUCUGGUCAGUGCCAUAUCACCUCCCAAAACCACGGUUACGCCAUCGACGCCGAAACCCUUCCUGCCAACACUUUCAAGCCUUACUUUGUGAACUUGAACGAUGGCUCGAACGAAGGGAUCAUUCACAAAACUAGGCCAAUUUUCUCCACUCAGUUCCACCCUGAGGCCAAGGGUGGGCCCAUGGACUCCGCUGUCUUGUUCGACAAGUAUUUUGACAACAUCGCCGCGUACCAGAACUUCAAAAAGUCAAGCGCCAAGGCUGCUGUCAGAUUCGAGGUUCCAGUGCACACCAUGGCCACUGAGAGAGUAUUGUAA